CACGGCUAAAGCCUGGUGAACAUGUAAUCUGGCAUGGGGUAAUUGUGGCUGAAUUCACUUCAGAGGAAUUCAGCGCUAUAAAUACUUCAGGAAGUACUCUUAAAGGUUUUGAUUAUGGGCUACUUGAACUGAUUGUCACUAUUUCUUUAUAA
This is a messenger RNA of Ambispora gerdemannii, 152 nucleotides long. The record is from the annotation of a GenBank genome assembly. Lineage: Eukaryota; Fungi; Glomeromycota; Glomeromycetes; Archaeosporales; Ambisporaceae.